CUUUCUCAACUCACGUCGCAAACCUCAACUUCAGCUGACCGUCGACAAGUAAGAGAGUGAGUGCGGCUCUCUUUUCAUAUUACCAUGCAAGGCUUUGUCGCUCGUCAGAGAACCGGCAGUCCUGCCGCUGGUCAGCCUCAAGGCAAGCCCGACCGUCAAGCCAAUGCAGCAAACGCGAGGGUAUCAAUAAAAAACGGACAUUCCGUUCAGCAACCUCAAGCAGUUUCUGGUAUUCCGGCGCGCGGACUCAACAUUACCCAAAAUAGCUCCGCCAUCUUACAGCAGCCUCUCCAAAAUCGACAGUUAGGUCCGGGUCCAAGUCAGAAGCGUGAUCUCUACGACACUGAUGCAGAGAGUCUUGACACUACUGUGAACCCAUCUAUCGUGCAAGUCGAAGACAGUCAACAGAAAGAGCAGCACUACCCACGGCAAGGACAUGUCGUCAACCUUGGUGGCGCUUCGGAGAUAGAGGGAGAGGGCGAAGAGUGUCGAGACGAGUCGGACUAUCCGGACGACGAGUCUGAAGGUUAUGAUGACGAACUGCUGCAGGAUAAUCAAGGUUUCAUGGGUGCACACGGACUUGAACAUCUUCCGUACGAUGAUCAAGUCGCCUUUUUGCAAGAGGUAGGGCGCGGUGCGCUCCCAACUGUCCGAGGUGACUCGUAUCCCCCGACCACCAAUGGUGAGCCGUCCGAGUGGGAAGGUGGACAGGACGCACUCUCCAACUUCCACAACGAGCUUGCCCCCAUUUCCCCACCGCCUCAGCGGCAGAAUGUAAACAAGCAAGCUGCACGCAUGACGGCGCCCCAUGCCCUGCAACAACAGCAAAUGGGAAACGUACCAAUUGCCCACCAGAACACGCAGCAGCCAUCGGGUUUGUUUCGGCAUGGUGCACAACUCCGCGAGCAGUCUCGCACUGUUGCGCCUUCUCUGCAGGCUGGAGUUCAGAAUGCUCAGCAAUAUGUCCUUGCCCUUCCAGCCAGUCAGCAUCAAACCCAUCCUCCGACCAAGCCGAACAGCACUGCCAACCUACCGAUGUAUUCGGGUUCUCGCCCUAGUACCAAGGUGCAGCCCAGCAAAUCUCAGCAAAACCUUUUUCGGCAGUCUUCUGGCCAUUGGACGCAGCCUCCACCAAAGAAGAAUGCCAUGCCCAGUGAGUCGCAUGCGCCUCUCAAGCGCCAACCUCCAGUACCAGCUAUACAAGAACCAGUAACGCAGGAGCAACUGGUCGAGCAAGCGCCAAUCGAGGAGCUCGAAGCCGUCUCACAUGAAGAUUACGAUGACAAGACGCUGUUCAGGAUGAGUUACGAGGAGCUCAGGAACGAGAGCUUCGACACUAAUCCUCGCGCCCGGCCGUCUGUACUCGCAAAGGAAGAUCUUCAGAAGCCUCUGGUUGAGCGUCUAGAGUUAGUACAGCAGAAUCUAGAUGCCGUUCAGCAAUCCGAAUUUUUCCAGGCACUACCCACCACCGAGUGGGAGGAUGCUGGCGACUGGUUCCUCGAUCGGUUUCAGGACAUCAUCCAGCGCACAAAGGAGGCAAGGCAAAAGAAACGCAAGCUGGCCCAGGAAUUUGAGGCAGACGUCGAGAAGCGGCACGAGCACGUUUCAAAGAGACAGCAUCAAGUUCAGCAGGCGAUGGACAAGAUGAAGGCGCAAGGCGAAGGUCUAGUGCCUAGGAGUCCAAGACCUAGGAAAGGAUAAGAGCGAAACUCCUGGAGCUGUCGUCUCCUCUUAAUACCAUCUGAUGUUUACACGGCGCACCGCAAUGAUGGCUGUCAUAACAGGAUGACUGUGUACCGGCGCAAUGAAACUGUUCGAUGCUACCUUGUGUACCUUAUACCCGCACAUCAUUUCACAUACUUUUUCAAAAUAGCAGCAUGUGCCAUACCUUCUCUCUUGGGGUGCUUUUUCUGUUACUAUCACAUCAGCUCCAAUCGCCAGAGCUUAAUUACGUACCAGCGUUCUCUAAUAUCUUCUCUACUAUCAUAUUGUAGAUGGCUUGUCCAUCAAAACCCAAGCAACUCGCAUUGCCA
Messenger RNA from Alternaria rosae, 2033 nucleotides. Its product is annotated as extracellular mutant protein 11-domain-containing protein. The record is from RefSeq and is a predicted model, not a curated record. Gene Ontology annotation, cellular component: RNA polymerase I core factor complex. NCBI's taxonomy places the organism in Eukaryota, Fungi, Ascomycota, Dothideomycetes, Pleosporales, Pleosporaceae. The transcript has a single exon. Gene Ontology annotation, molecular function: TBP-class protein binding; RNA polymerase I core promoter sequence-specific DNA binding. The coding region runs from base 85 to 1701 and encodes 538 amino acids. Gene Ontology annotation, biological process: nucleolar large rRNA transcription by RNA polymerase I.